Colletotrichum fioriniae is the source of this 1746-nucleotide messenger RNA. NCBI's taxonomy places the organism in Eukaryota, Fungi, Ascomycota, Sordariomycetes, Glomerellales, Glomerellaceae. The record is from RefSeq and is a predicted model, not a curated record.
AUGGCGCCUGAUCGGGGAUAUCGCGACGAUGCCGAUGGCGACGUUCACGAUACUAUCAGCAGCAGUAACCGCAGCUCGAUUUCGCAUGCUUCUUACCCCGAGAAUACCUCCGAGCGGGGACCUGUCAUCCACGGCCGCAGCUUCACCUUUCGUGGUGUUGCAGUCGGCCUGCUGGUCGGAUUGGUUAUUUGCUUCUCCAACAUGUAUUUUGGCUUGCAGACGGGUUGGGUGAGCACCAUGACUAUGCCAGCUAGCUUGAUGGGUUUCGGCAUCUUCAAGGCCCUGUCCAGGCACCUGCGAUUCCCAUUUAGUCCUGUCGAGAAUGUCCUUGUGCAGACCGUAGCUGGAAGCAUGGCCAUCAUGCCACUUGGCUGCGGAUUUGUCGGUGUGAUUCCCGCCAUGAACUAUCUCUUGGCUCCCGAGGAACAGGGGCCUCUCAACAUCCCCUUGUGGAAGUUGAUCACAUGGUCUCUUGGUCUUUGUUAUUUUGGUGUUGUCUUUGCUGUCCCCCUUACUGCUGUUCUCAUCGGGGUCCUUCAUGGCCAGACGCGGAAGGCCGGCCCCGACGCCGUAUCAGGCGGCUUCGCGAGUCUCGUACCGGAUCAUGACUCGAAGCCGAAUUUGACACUGGGGUCUAGCCGUAGCCACAACAUUGGAGAUCCCGAAAAUGCCGAUUCCGAGUGCCUCGAGAGUCGCUCCAAGGAUGAUUGGGCUCAGAAUGUGAGGCUACUUCUCAUAUGCUUUGGGAUUUCGGGCUUGUACACUUUGUCCUCCUACUUUUUGCCCGCUUUGCGAAGUAUCCCUAUAUUUGGCACCGGUGCCGCAGGAACUUGGCUUUGGACGUUGAACCCGAGCCCGGCCUAUAUUGGCCAGGGCAUAAUCAUGGGUUCUGAAACGACUUUACACAUGCUGCUGGGAGCCGCAAUAGGAUGGGGGUUCCUCUCUCCGCUAGCCAAGUAUCGGGGAUGGGCACCUGGUUCCAUCGACGACUGGGAAACAGGCAGCAAGGGCUGGAUCGUGUGGAUCUCCCUGGCCAUUAUGCUCGCGGAUGCCAUUGUCAGCCUCAGUUACAUUGCUUUCCGCCCCUUGGCCCAGCGUGUUGCCAAUGAAGGUGUGAAAGGUUGGCAGAAGCAUUUUGGGGCCAGCCGGCGUUCCACCCCAGCAUAUACUGCUCUGAACACGGAUGAGGAUGGAGAGGCGACGAGUACCUCCCGGCUCGUGUCUGACGAGUCGCAAUCCUCUGUGGUUCACCGUGGAUUGUCAACGUCGGGUGUCAGCGAUGGUCGCGCCGACGAAGCAGACGCACCAGAAGACCAACAAAUCGACAACAAGCUUGUUGCCGUGGGGCUGAUUUUGUCCAUUCUGCUCUGUAUCAUCACCAUACACAUUGUCUUCGGCGACCUGGUUCCCCUCUACGCCACGGUCGUUGCUGUCCUAAUGGCUCUGCUGCUCAGCAUCAUGGGUGUCCGAGCACUCGGUGAGACGGAUUUAAACCCCGUAUCCGGCAUCAGCAAGCUUGCGCAACUAUUCUUCGCACUCAUCAUUCCCCAAUCACAUAAGUCCAGUGUGCUUAUCAACUUAGUUGCAGGUGCAGUGGGGGCUCUUCAAGCGGGUGAUUUGAUGCAGGAUCUCAAGACAGGCCAUCUCUUAGGAGCCGCGCCCAGAGCCCAGUUCUGGGGCCAAGUGAUUGGAGCAACAGCAGGCGCUGUGGUCAGUGCCUUUGUGUACCAGCUCUACACAGCGUGA